CAGAAAACAGAAAUUUAUUCUGUAGAGCUCAAUGGAACUAAAGAUGUCAAGCCGGCAGACCAGAGUGAUGACAGAAAGCUCAAGGGAGCGAGAAACAAAGACUCGGAACCCAGCAAGAGCCAGGAGAAAGAGGAGCUGAAGAAAGAACUUGACCUGGAUGACCACAGACUCAGUAAUACAGAAUUGGAACAGAAAUAUGGUACAGACAUCAUCCGGGGUCUCUCCAGUAUCAGAGCUACAGAGCUUCUGGCUCGGGAUGGACCCAAUGCUCUUACCCCUCCCAAGCAAACUCCAGAGAUUAUCAAAUUCCUCAAGCAGAUGGUGGGGGGCUUUUCCAUCCUUCUGUGGAUAGGUGCUGUCCUGUGCUGGAUCGCAUAUGGGAUCCAGUAUGUCAACAAUACCGCAUCCCUAGACAGUGUCUAUUUGGGCGCCAUACUUGUCCUGGUCGUUAUUUUAACGGGGGUUUUUGCUUAUUACCAAGAAGCCAAAAGUACCAACAUUAUGGCAAGCUUUAGUAAGAUGAUCCCCCAGCAAGCUCUUGUCAUCCGAGAUGCAGAAAAGAAGAUCAUUCCAGCAGAGCAGUUAGUGGUGGGGGAUGUUGUGGAGAUUAAAGGAGGGGACCAGAUCCCCGCAGACAUCAGACUGGUGUUUUCCCAAGGGUGCAAAGUAGAUAACUCCUCUCUCACUGGGGAAUCUGAGCCCCAGGCUCGUUCAACUGAGUUUACCCAUGAAAACCCCUUGGAAACUAAGAACAUAGGCUUCUAUUCUACAACAUGCCUGGAAGGUACCGCAACUGGCAUUGUCAUCAACACGGGCGACCGCACCAUCAUCGGGCGCAUAGCCUCCCUGGCCUCAGGUGUUGGGAGUGAGAAGACACCCAUUGCCAUUGAGAUCGAGCAUUUUGUCCACAUUGUUGCAGGAGUGGCUGUGUCCAUUGGUAUCAUUUUCUUCAUCAUCGCAGUGUGCAUGAAGUACUAUGUUCUCGACGCCAUCAUCUUCCUCAUUAGCAUCAUUGUGGCCAAUGUACCAGAAGGCCUCCUAGCUACUGUCACGGUUACCCUGUCACUGACAGCCAAACGGAUGGCUAAGAAGAACUGUCUGGUAAAGAAUCUGGAGGCUGUGGAGACUCUCGGCUCCACCUCCAUCAUCUGUUCAGAUAAGACAGGGACGCUGACCCAGAACAGGAUGACCGUGGCUCACUUGUGGUUUGACAAUCAGAUCUUUGUGGCUGACACAAGCGAAAACCAGACGAAACAAGCCUUUGACCAAAGCUCUGGGACGUGGGCCUCCUUGUCCAAAAUCAUUACACUGUGUAACCGAGCAGAGUUCCAGCCAGGCCAGGAGAGUGUCCCCAUCAUGAAGAGAAUUGUGGUUGGAGAUGCCUCAGAAACGGCUCUGCUAAAGUUCUCAGAGGUUAUUUUGGGUGAUGUGAUGGAAAUUAGGAAAAGAAACCACAAAGUGGCUGAAAUUCCUUUUAAUUCUACCAACAAAUUUCAGCUCUCCAUACAUGAGACAGAGGACCCUAGUGACAAACGCUUCCUCAUGGUGAUGAAAGGGGCUCCCGAGAGGAUCUUAGAGAAGUGCAGCACCAUCAUGAUCAACGGCCAGGAGCAGCCACUGGACAAGAGCUCUGCGGAUGCCUUCCACACAGCCUACAUGGAGCUGGGUGGUCUGGGCGAGCGCGUGUUGGGUUUCUGUCACCUCUACUUGCCAGCAGAUGAGUUUCCCCCAAACUACACAUUUGAUGUAGACUCCAUAAACUUUCCCACUUCCAACCUCUGCUUUGUGGGUCUUCUGUCCAUGAUUGAUCCUCCUCGGUCUACUGUGCCAGAUGCAGUCUCCAAAUGUCGGAGUGCAGGGAUCAAGGUGAUCAUGGUCACAGGUGAUCACCCGAUCACAGCCAAAGCUAUUGCCAAGAGUGUAGGAAUCAUAUCAGACAACAAUGAGACAGUGGAAGACAUCGCAAAACGCCGCAACAUCGCUGUGGAGCAAGUCAACAAGAGAGAAGCUAAAGCCGCCGUGGUGACUGGCAUGGAGCUGAAGGACAUGACCCCAGAACAACUGGAUGAGCUGUUAACCAACUACCAAGAAAUUGUAUUUGCCCGGACAUCACCCCAGCAGAAGCUGAUCAUUGUGGAGGGCUGUCAGAGGCAGGAUGCAGUUGUUGCUGUGACGGGUGAUGGAGUGAAUGACUCUCCAGCACUAAAGAAGGCAGACAUCGGGAUUGCUAUGGGCAUAGCAGGUUCUGACGCUGCUAAGAAUGCAGCUGACAUGGUCUUGCUAGAUGACAACUUUGCAUCUAUAGUCACAGGGGUGGAGGAAGGUCGCCUAAUCUUUGACAACCUGAAGAAGACAAUUGCUUACACCCUGACAAAGAACAUCGCUGAGCUCUGUCCUUUUUUGAUCUACAUCGUUGCUGGGCUACCCAUGCCCAUUGGCACCAUCACUAUCCUAUUCAUCGACCUGGGCACAGACAUUAUCCCCUCCAUUGCCUUGGCCUAUGAGAAAGCAGAAAGUGACAUUAUGAAUAGGAAACCUCGCCACAAGAAGAAAGACAGACUGGUGAACAAGCAGCUGGCCAUCUACUCUUACCUCCACAUUGGUCUCAUGCAAGCCCUGGGAGCUUUCCUCGUCUAUUUCACUGUGUAUGCACAGCAGGGCUUUUGGCCCACCUCUCUCAUCAACCUGAGGGUAGCAUGGGAAACAGAUGACAUAAAUGACUUGGAAGAUAGCUAUGGGCAGGAAUGGACAAGGUAUCAGAGGAAAUACCUGGAAUGGACAGGCUCAACAGCUUUCUUUGUUGCUAUCAUGGUCCAACAAAUUGCAGAUCUGAUCAUCAGGAAAACCCGGAGGAAUUCCAUCUUCCAGCAGGGGCUCUUCAGAAAUAAAGUUAUCUGGGUGGGGAUCGCAUCACAGGUCAUCGUUGCGCUGAUCCUCUCCUAUGGUCUCGGGAGUGUCACAGCUCUGAGCUUUACCAUGCUCAGGGCUCAGUACUGGUUUGUGGCUGUACCACACGCCAUUUUGAUUUGGGUGUAUGACGAGAUGCGGAAGUUGUUCAUCAGGCUCUACCCUGGAAGCUGGUGGGAUAAGAACAUGUAUUAUUGA
Apodemus sylvaticus (European woodmouse) is the source of this 3105-nucleotide messenger RNA. RefSeq names its product ATPase H+/K+ transporting non-gastric alpha2 subunit (gene Atp12a). Gene Ontology annotation, cellular component: membrane. Gene Ontology annotation, biological process: intracellular sodium ion homeostasis; intracellular potassium ion homeostasis; proton transmembrane transport. The transcript is spliced from 22 exons. Gene Ontology annotation, molecular function: ATP hydrolysis activity; ATP binding; P-type sodium:potassium-exchanging transporter activity. The record is from RefSeq and is a predicted model, not a curated record. NCBI's taxonomy places the organism in Eukaryota, Metazoa, Chordata, Mammalia, Rodentia, Muridae. Bases 319 to 3105 code for a protein of 928 amino acids.